Poecilia reticulata (guppy) is the source of this 4519-nucleotide messenger RNA. The record is from RefSeq and is a predicted model, not a curated record. Lineage: Eukaryota; Metazoa; Chordata; Actinopteri; Cyprinodontiformes; Poeciliidae.
GUGACCUACUGCCUGUCUGAUGACUCCAUACCUGUAAGCUGCACAAAUUUAGGUUUUGUUAAAGAUAUUUCAGAGGAUGAGGUUUUGGAUCGUUUUAUUUUCCUGCAGUUUAAAAGUGAAAGUUCAACACUGGCUAAUACACAGUUUUCUGACCACCUCCCCUCUACCCACAAGCCCCACGCACGCCCAUUCCUCAGAAGACGCACAAGAGAGAGUUACACUUGAUCAGUCUUUACGCAGCGCUCCAUGGGCUCUGCGUUCAAUGGAGCGCCUCUGAACUCCAGACUUUUAUUCGCUGGGGAGGCUUUAGAAAAGUUGUUGAGCUGAUCCAAAGUUGAGGCGACAUGUCGGCCGCGCAGGGACUUCUCAACAGCGUCUUUUCCUGCUCCUCUCCUGCCUCCAAAGCAAUAGCCAAGAGGAGGCUGCGCCAAACCCGCAGCCUGGACCCGGCUAUCAUACGGCACUGUGGGACCGGGACCGAUGGGAUGAGCGGGGCGCAAUUUGCGGCCGCCGACGCAGGUGCGCCGCCGGGUGCGAAGCCGGCUUUGCGCGCCAGGAUCCCGAAGUUGAAAGAACCCAUCACGCCGUCGGUCUCCUCCCCAUCCAUACCUUCGGACGUUUCUCCUUCCUCCAAUUUCCACUUCGACUAUGAUAUCGCCAAGCGCCCGAAAAGGAAUACGGCGGGGGAUUUACCGUUUAUGGUGAGGGGAGCCGGCGCUGCGCAGUCGGGGAGCACCGGCGCGCUCUUCUCGCCGCGGAGGUGGCUGCAGAGGAAAGUUCAGCCGACCUGCCCUCAUGCGUAUGUCGUGUGGAAAUCAGAGGGGGAUUUCACCUGGAGCAGUCUGUCGGGGCGGAGCGUACGCCUGACUCCAGUCGCCGUCCAGAGCCUGUCAGAGCUGGAAAGAGCCAGACUGCAGGAAGUAGCCUACACCCGCUUACUCCAGGACUAUGACCUGGGAUGUCAAAUAACCAUCCCAAAGGGUAGGAUAGCCAAAGAAAAGAGCAAAGACAAAGAGUGUGUACCCCAGGCUUUCAGCAUACCCCUGUCCCAGGUCAUUGCCAACGACAGAGCGCACAGGCAGCGCCAGGAUGCCUACCGCCUGGACCCUCYGCAAAGGGAGGAGCACAAAGACUCCUCUGACCUUGUGUCAUCCAUUUUGCAGUUCGCCACCAAGCGACCCUCCAACAAAGAGUUAUCCAGCAGUAACUCCUCACUCAGUUCCACGUCAGAGACGGCCAAUGAGUCGACGUCACCCAACACCCCCGAGUCCGCACCACGAGUCCGCCGGAGGGGAGGCAUGUCUGUGGAUUCCAUCACAGACCUGGACGACAACCAGUCCCGCCUCCUCGAGGCGCUGCAGCUCUCCCUGCCGGCCGAGACGCAGAGCAAGAAGGAAAAGCAUAGGGACAAACGUCUGAGCCUGAACCCCAUCUACCGGCAGGUGCCCCGGGUGGUCGACAGCUGCUGCCAGCACAUCGAGAAAUACGGUUUGCAGACUGUGGGAAUCUUCAGAGUGGGAAGCUCUAAGAAGAGAGUACGACAACUGCGGGAGGAGUUCGAUCGGGGUAUCGACGUGCAGCUGGAUGAGGAGCACAGCGUUCACGAYGUGGCGGCUCUGCUGAAGGAGUUCCUCAGGGACAUGCCCGACCCGCUUCUAACCAGGGAGCUCUACACGGCCUUCAUUAACACCACAUUGUUGGAUCUGGAUGAGCAGCAGAGCGUCACGCAGUUGCUGAUCUACCUUCUCCCAGCAUGCAACAGCGACACUCUUCACCGCCUGCUUGAGUUCCUGUCCACYGUAGCGGACCACGCCAACGACCAGCACACCAAGGACGGUCAGGAGAUCCCAGGGAACAAAAUGACGUCUCUAAACCUCGCCACCAUCUUCGGGCCCAACCUGCUCCACAAACAGAAGAGCUCGGAUAAGGAGUUCAGCGUCCAGAGCUCUGCCCGGGCCGAGGAGAGCACCGCCGUCAUCGCCGUGCUGCAGAGGAUGAUCGCGGGGUGCCAAACCCUCUUCAUGGUGCCCCCCGAUCUGCAAAAUGAAGUCUUGAUGAGCCUUUUGGAGACGGAUCCAGAUGUGGUUGACUAUCUUCUCAGGAGGAAAGCCUCACAGAGUCCCGACCUCCUUCAGCCUGAGGAGCCCUUCGCUCUGAGCGAGCGACGUUCGUCCAGCGACUCCAACAAGGUGUCCAGUGGUGAAGUUUCUCCUUACGACAACAAUUCGCCAGUGCUGAGCGAGCGAAGAGGGGAUCCGGGGAGUCCAGCUGGUGACCAGCAGUUUCCUGUGGUGGAGCAGGUGGCCGACUGGAGUCGAGAGCCUUCCAAAGAAGAGCAUGCCAACAUUUGGGGCACAUGGCACACCACUCUCAAGCCAGUUCUCAAGAAUCAAUCGCAUACAGGUUCCCAUGGCAACAUGUCAGAGGAAAGCUCCCGCAGCUCUCAGGAAGGUCUUGACGGACUCCACGGCGACGUCAAACUGCACACAGACGCAAAACGGACUCACACAACACCGGAGUGCAGAUCCCACCCCCCUGUAACCCGACUGUGCACAGCCCCCCACUCGGAGAGGGGGCGGCCGCGCCUCCACCUGAACAUUAACCCCCCCGUGACAGCCCACCUGAACAGCAUGCCGGGCCCCCUCCGGUCACCAAGCGACGGACGCUCCCCUCCCCCCUACAAUGCCCAUCACCGUGUGGCAGGCUCUCAGAGCUYGCCGCAGCUUGCCGCGCCUCCCCGACCCCCGCCGCAGCCCGGCAGGCCGACAACGCCGCAGACCAACUCGGGCCAGAUGGUUCCGCAGAGUUCCGAGUGGCAGGACUGGCAGCGGGAACGKUGGCAGAUCUGGCAGCUGCUCUCGUCAGACAACGCCGACACACUGCCGGAGACGCUGAUCCCAGGGAACAAAAUGACGUCUCUAAACCUCGCCACCAUCUUCGGGCCCAACCUGCUCCACAAACAGAAGAGCUCGGAUAAGGAGUUCAGCGUCCAGAGCUCUGCCCGGGCCGAGGAGAGCACCGCCGUCAUCGCCGUGCUGCAGAGGAUGAUCGCGGGGUGCCAAACCCUCUUCAUGGUGCCCCCCGAUCUGCAAAAUGAAGUCUUGAUGAGCCUUUUGGAGACGGAUCCAGAUGUGGUUGACUAUCUUCUCAGGAGGAAAGCCUCACAGAGUCCCGACCUCCUUCAGCCUGAGGAGCCCUUCGCUCUGAGCGAGCGACGUUCGUCCAGCGACUCCAACAAGGUGUCCAGUGGUGAAGUUUCUCCUUACGACAACAAUUCGCCAGUGCUGAGCGAGCGAAGAGGGGAUCCGGGGAGUCCAGCUGGUGACCAGCAGUUUCCUGUGGUGGAGCAGGUGGCCGACUGGAGUCGAGAGCCUUCCAAAGAAGAGCAUGCCAACAUUUGGGGCACAUGGCACACCACUCUCAAGCCAGUUCUCAAGAAUCAAUCGCAUACAGGUUCCCAUGGCAACAUGUCAGAGGAAAGCUCCCGCAGCUCUCAGGAAGGUCUUGACGGACUCCACGGCGACGUCAAACUGCACACAGACGCAAAACGGACUCACACAACACCGGAGUGCAGAUCCCACCCCCCUGUAACCCGACUGUGCACAGCCCCCCACUCGGAGAGGGGGCGGCCGCGCCUCCACCUGAACAUUAACCCCCCCGUGACAGCCCACCUGAACAGCAUGCCGGGCCCCCUCCGGUCACCAAGCGACGGACGCUCCCCUCCCCCCUACAAUGCCCAUCACCGUGUGGCAGGCUCUCAGAGCUYGCCGCAGCUUGCCGCGCCUCCCCGACCCCCGCCGCAGCCCGGCAGGCCGACAACGCCGCAGACCAACUCGGGCCAGAUGGUUCCGCAGAGUUCCGAGUGGCAGGACUGGCAGCGGGAACGKUGGCAGAUCUGGCAGCUGCUCUCGUCAGACAACGCCGACACACUGCCGGAGACGCUGGUGUGAUCUCAAGACUGUAGUCUCCAAAACCUUUCACUGACCAGCCCUCCGUCUUUUCCUUCUCUUCAGAAUCCCCCUUUGCGCUCCCGCAUCUCAGCGCCAUGAAGUUGUUUACAUGCGCAGCUCCUGCCUUAUACAGACUUUUUUUUAUUAUUAUUAUCUACGAGCCACAAGUAUUUCUUCUUUGUAUGGAUUUUGUGACCUCUCUUUUUUUGUUGUUGUUGAGUUAGGAGCCCACCAAAAAUACCUCAAAAUAUAUAAACCCCUGUAGAGAAAACACCCAAGUAUUCCACUAAGAAUCAGUUUAUCCACCCUGAUGGAGAACUUUUUUUUUUCCAUUUUUUAAACACAUUUUAUUGCUUUUAUUUUUUUUACACAAACUCUAAGAUGUACGCAUCAUUAUUUGCUGCUAACUUUUUUUGUGCAUUCUAUUGAUGUAAUUCAACCACGUUUCUGCAAAGAUCAAACUUUGAAUUAUGCUUUAAUGUUAAAUGUUAUCGGACUGUACAAUAUGUAAGAUAAUGUAACAUAUGUAUGUUUUCCUCAGAGUAUCUCCGUAAAAUUAACACACCUUC